Messenger RNA from Sphaerodactylus townsendi, 1609 nucleotides. RefSeq names its product dehydrogenase/reductase 1 (gene DHRS1). Lineage: Eukaryota; Metazoa; Chordata; Lepidosauria; Squamata; Sphaerodactylidae. The record is from RefSeq and is a predicted model, not a curated record. The transcript has a single exon. Bases 242 to 1243 code for a protein of 333 amino acids.
CCCAGGGGCUGGCCGGCCAUCCUCCUCACAGUCGGGAGCCGUACCCUUGCGCCCAGCCGCAAGCCAGGGAGCGCCCGCUUCUUGCCUCCGCCCGCGAUCUCCCGGGGGUGGCGACGGCGUUUAAGAAGGGCGCCCCGAGAGCGCCGCCUGGCACUGCACGAGUCGUCCUCUCCUCUCCAGCAGCAGCCGCUCUGCUCUCGGCCCCGCGUGCUCUCCCGCCACUGCUACUGCCGCUGCCGCCAUGUCGGGCGCCGCUGCCAGGCCUCUUUCGGGGCAGGUGUGCCUGGUGACAGGCGCCUCCCGGGGCAUCGGGAAGGGCAUCGCGUUGCAGCUGGGGGAGGCGGGCGCCACCGUCUACAUCACGGGCCGGCACCGAGAGACGCUGGAGCAAGCGGCGGCCGAGGUGCAAGGCCGGGGCGGAGAGUGCUUGGCGGCGGUGUGCGACUCCACCCGCGAGGAAGAGGUGGCGGCGCUGUUCGAGCGCCUCCGGAAGGAGCAGGGCGGCCGCCUGGACCUCCUGGUCAACAACGCCUUCUCUGGCGUGAGCUCCAUCAGCAAGGAGACGGGCUCGGCCUUUUGGGAGAGCCCCGCCAGCUUGUGGGACGACAUCAACAACGCAGGCCUGAGGGGCCACUACUUCUUCUCCGUCUACGCCGCCCGCCUCAUGGUGCCUGCCGGGCGGGGGCUCAUUGUCAUCGUCUCCUCGCCUGGCGGGCUGCGGUACAUGUUCGAUGUGCCCUAUGGCGUGGGCAAGGCCGCCUGCGACCGCCUGGCUGCCGACUGUGCCGUCGAGCUGCGUCCCUUCGGCGUGGCCUGCGUGGCUCUGUGGCCUGGCCUGGUCCGUACCGAAAGCCUGCAGAAGCAGGCGGAACUCCACUCGGGGGCUUUGUUCAGGAAGCUGAAGGAGAAGUUGACCACUAUGGCAGAGAGCAUUGAAGUGAGUGGGAAGUGUGUGGUUGGCCUGGCCACAGACCCCCACAUCUUGCACCACAGUGGCAAGGUCCUGUUGAGCCCAGAGCUUGCCCAGCGCUACCAGUUCAAGGAUGUCGAUGGAAAGGAUGUCUUCAACUACACAUCACUCCGCAAUAUCCUCAUUGAACUGAUGCCCAAAUGGUCUGGCUUGUUUCGCCUCAUUCCACGAUUCAUUACCAUCCCUAAAUGGAUUCUUACCUUGUACUCUAGCAAGUUCCAUGUGUAUGCACCCAUUCAGCCAGUUCCCCUUAAAUCAACAAAAAAAGAUUGAUUAUAUUGAUUAUAUAUCAACAAAAAAGGUUGAUUGUAUUUCUACGUACUUCUUUUAAGUAUGUAAGAUUUCAUUCAGACUUUGAAACUUUCCUAUCUGGUGAACUGCUUACUUUUGGUUUUUACUCAAUUGCAGUUGAAAACAUUUCCUGAUUUGAAAAUGCAGAAUGAAAAAAUAUGCUUACUUAAAAGCCCUAUCAUAUCAAAUAAACUGACUUCUGAGUAAACAUGUAAAGACUUAGUUCAUGAAAAUAGUUUGUCAUGAUUCCAUAUCCUGUUGUUAACUGUAGCCUUGAGGCAGUAGAAUAUCAUUAAUGCAUUUUAGCUGAUAUUCAUUAAGCUAUGAAAUAUAUUUGAAUGAGCAGCC